GUCACAGCAAUGUCAAAUGUGCCUCCUUCCUGUUCUGAAAUAUACUUUACGGAUGUUUUAGGUGUACAAUAAUGUAAUAAUAAGCACAAGAACUUGUAGUCAGGUCACUUCAGGCAUUUCUGCUUACACUGCGUUAGUACAGCGACAGAUCAAUUGUAGCUUCGCUGGAAACAAUCAUCACUGUUCAACACACAUUUGUAAAAGCUCCAUCCAACAGUCAACAAUUUUGAUUCAACAAAACUUAGCACUUUUCCAUUUGCACCUCUACGAAUGUCUACGAAACGAUAACACAGGCAAAUCAACAGGAGUGAAAGACAGGUAUAGAGGCAGAGAAAGAAAGAAGAAAAGCAGCAAAGUGAUCGUUGCAUCAGGUUGCAUCAGUGUGUCAUUGCAUCAGAUCUCAGGAUUGAAAAAUACCAAAUAAAUACAGUGUACACUUUACACUUAAUGAUGAUGUGCUACAAAUGGGUGGUGCUGAGAUUUUGGGAAUAAAGAGCCCUGAAAAGCUGAGUUCAGUCUCCCAAAGCCAGCAGAACAAACAGCGUAAUGGAAAACUGUUCCAGUGUCUUGAGUCCACUGUUGGAGAAAUAUUACCUCUCACCAAUGUACGGUCUGGAAUCUGCUAUCGGCUUCAUCGGAAACCUAGUGGUGGUCCUAGGCUAUAUCUUUUGCCUCCCUACUUGGAAGUCCACUAAUGUGUACCUGUUUAACCUGUCUGUGUCUGACCUCAUCUUCCUGUGCACUUUACCUGAGCUGUCUUAUAACUAUGCAUACAACCAGAAGAAAUUCAAUUCUUCACUAUGUGUAAUUAAUCGUUAUAUCCUCCAUGUGAACCUGUACUCCAGCAUCCUUUUCAUGAUGUGGGUAAGUGUGGACCGGUUCUUACUGAUGUGUCACCCACAGCGAGAACACAUCCUGUUGACUCUCAAGGCCUCACUGUGCAUCACCAUCCUGAACUGGAUCUGGGUGAAUAUUCAAAUCGCUCCUCUCAUCGUCUUCAUCAUCCAGGACUUGGAGGAAAAUAACUGGACAGCGUGUCGUGAUUUUGCGAGUCUGGGAGUUCCCCGAGUUAUUCUGAUCUACAGCAUAAUUCUCACUAUAAGUGGAUAUGUGAUUCCCCUUAUAGGUUUGUUCCUAGCAUCACAAAAGAUGGUUUCUGUUCUCAUUAAAAGAGAAGAGAUGCGUGGGAAAUCUUUCCAAAGGCCAGUAAGGAUUGUGAGGUCUGCAGCAAUCAUGUUCCUGUUGCUCUACACACCUCUCCACGUCAUGAGGAUUGUCCGUAUUGUGUCUCGGCUUCCUGACUUAAAUUUGUCACAGUGUGUUGUAGACUACAUCAAUUCAGCUUUCAUACUGUCGAGGCCAAUUGCCUAUUUACACAGUGCCAUCAACCCUGUGUUUUACUUCCUCAUGACAGACAGUUUUAAAGAAGCUCUGCAGGACAAAUGGAGGCAGAUUAAAAGGAUGAUAAUGAGAUCGUCAUAAACAAGUCUGACCUAUCAAGCAAAGGCAGAGAUGAUAACAAGUGACUUCACAGUUGGGUGACAAAUUAAAGCAAAAGCAAACAUAAAGUGUCUUAGUAAAGUCCCUAGAACUGUAUUGGAGAGAUAAGAUUUAAUUCGUUUGUUUUGAUGAUAACAAGUACUCUCUAACACAUAUAUAACAUAUUAUUUAUAUUUAAAUACUCAUUAAACCGUUCUAUUAGCUCUUGUUCCCUGUAGACAGACUGAGAAAGUUCCCAGAAGAACAGAAAUGUUUGAUCACAGAGUAAAGGUCAUCAGUCAUAAGCACUCUGUACUGUAUUGAAUGCAGUGACCUCUGAUUUCACUGUCAGAUUAUAAGUACUAUACCGUCUGUUGAUAUGAUGUGAAACUUUCUCAUAGACUUCGUGAAUCGUUUUUCUCAAGCCAUAAGUAUGAUGUUAACUUUAUUCUUGUUGUAAACUUUUACCAGAGAAGACCAGGAGACUCGGACGACUGCAGCAAAAAGGUUCACGACAUCCUGCUUUCACGAUAGUCAAGUUCGGAUGUAGAUUAUAAUGGGUUUUAUUUUACAUUACGAAACUGAAAAUAUUCUCCAUUCACAGUGAGAGAAGUUUGCGUCAUCAGACACCUAAGCAUGUUUUGUCUGUACAUUGGUUCAUUUUCUGUUUUUAGGAUGGAAAAAAGAAGACCGAAGAUUUCACUUAGCUCAAUAUUAUCUUCAGGUCUAAAGAUAAACAGGUCUAAAAAUCAUCAUUAAUUAUUUCUUUGUUAUUUUUCAUGAAAAUGGAGCCAAAUUGGAUGUUUUAGACUAAAAGUUCUUGUUAUUAAUCAGUGUCUCUGUGCUAUCUUUACAUUUAUUAGUGAGGUACACUAUUAAUUAUACUAGUAUCACAAUUACCCUAUUUAGUAACUUAUUAAACAUCUGUAGUACUUGGUCAAAUUAAAUGGUUACAAAUAGCUUUUUCAGACGUGCACCUGUAGGGGGCGCUGUUGUCUUAGCGGUAAAAUACUAUUCUGCUGGAACGCUUGUUAUUACUACUUAACAAUUAUGAAUAAAAUCGGACC
This is a messenger RNA of Tachysurus fulvidraco (yellow catfish), 2546 nucleotides long. Its product is annotated as succinate receptor 1-like. The record is from RefSeq and is a predicted model, not a curated record. The coding region runs from base 547 to 1482 and encodes 311 amino acids. Gene Ontology annotation, molecular function: G protein-coupled receptor activity. Gene Ontology annotation, cellular component: plasma membrane. The transcript has 2 exons. Gene Ontology annotation, biological process: G protein-coupled receptor signaling pathway. NCBI's taxonomy places the organism in Eukaryota, Metazoa, Chordata, Actinopteri, Siluriformes, Bagridae.